Molecule: messenger RNA, 2042 nt
Organism: Merops nubicus (carmine bee-eater)
Lineage: Eukaryota; Metazoa; Chordata; Aves; Coraciiformes; Meropidae
Gene: MTMR6
Product: myotubularin related protein 6
Exons: 13
Biological process (GO): dephosphorylation
Cellular component (GO): nuclear envelope
Molecular function (GO): phosphatidylinositol-3,5-bisphosphate phosphatase activity
Source: RefSeq, a predicted model, not a curated record
UUACAGGUAGAACAAGUGAAGUUACUGGAUAGGUUCAGCACGAGCAAUAAGUCACUGACAGGAACUCUCUACCUUACAGCAACUCAUCUGUUAUUCAUCGAUUCAAGCCAGAGAGAGACCUGGAUACUACAUCAUCACAUUGCUGCAGUGGAAAAACUUCCCUUGACUACUUCUGGCUGCCCCCUUGUCAUCCAGUGCAAGAACUUCAGGAUAGUUCACUUUGUUGUUCCCAGAGAGAGAGAUUGUCAUGACAUUUAUAACUCUUUGCUUCAGCUGUCAAGAGCAGCAAAAUACGAAGAGCUGUAUGCAUUCUCCUAUAAUCCAAAACAAAAUGAAUCUGAGCAAGUCAAAGGUUGGCAGCUUAUUGAUCUAGCAGAAGAAUAUAAGAGAAUGGGAGUGCCAAAUGAUUACUGGCAGUUGUCUGAUGCAAAUCGUGAUUAUAAGAUUUGUGAAACCUAUCCUAGGGAACUUUAUGUUCCCAGAACUGCAAGCAAACCCAUAAUUGUUGGUAGCUCCAAGUUCAGAAGCAAAGGAAGAUUCCCAGUGUUGUCAUAUUAUCAUAAAAAAAAAGAGGCUGCAAUUUGCAGAUGCAGUCAACCUCUCUCAGGUUUCAGUGCCAGGUGCCUGGAGGAUGAGCACAUGUUGCAAGCCAUCAGUAAAGCAAACCCUUCAAAUCGCUACAUGUAUGUCAUGGACACCAGGCCAAAGCUUAAUGCAAUGGCAAACAGAGCUGCUGGGAAGGGCUAUGAGAAUGAAGACAACUACUCUAACAUUAGAUUCCAGUUUGUUGGCAUUGAAAAUAUUCAUGUAAUGAGGUCCAGCUUACAAAAACUUCUGGAAGUCAGUGGCACAAAGGGUUUGUCUGUCAAUGACUUUCUGUCUGGUUUGGAGAACUCUGGAUGGCUGCGUCAUAUCAAAGCUGUCUUGGAUGCUGCUGUCUUCCUAGUCAAGGCAAUAGCAGUUGAGAGCGCAAGCGUAUUGGUGCACUGCUCAGAUGGCUGGGAUAGGACUUCUCAAGUGUGUUCUCUUGGAGCUCUCUUACUAGAUUCCUAUUACAGAACAAUCAAAGGAUUCAUGGUCUUGAUAGAGAAAGACUGGAUCUCUUUUGGGCACAAGUUCUCUGACAGGUGUUGUCAGUUGGAUGGUGAUCCAAAAGAAAUCUCGCCAGUGUUCACCCAGUUUUUAGAAAGUGUGUGGAAUCUGACUGAGCAGUUUCCACAAGCCUUUGAGUACAAUGAAGCUUUCCUGCUUCAGAUCCAUGAACACGUCCAUUCGUGCCAGUUUGGUAAUUUCCUUGGAAACUGCCAAAAAGAGCGAGAAGAACUAAAACUAAGAGAGAAGACAUAUUCCUUGUGGCCAUUCCUUCUGGAUGAACAAAAGAAAUAUCAGAAUCCUCUGUAUAAUCCAGACUUCUCUCCAGAACUAACUCUUUUGGAACCUAAUACGGUAUCAUUUAAUUUUAAGUUUUGGAGAAAUAUGUACCAUCAGUUUGAUCGAAGUAUGCAUCCCAGGCAGUCUGUGUUCAAUCUUAUAAUGAACAUGAGUGAACAAAAUAAACAACUGGAGGAAGACAUUAAAGAACUGGAAGCUAAAAUAAAGCAGAGAAAUGGGCAGCCAGAUGCAGUCUUUGUGAAGGAACAUCAGCAGUCUGUUCAUCCUGCCCCCGUGGCACUGAAGACCCCUCCAUGCUUCAGGAAGGAGCAGCCUCUGAUCCCUGUGAACGAUGCUGCAAGAACUAUAGAGGGCAGCAACACAGCAGACAAUCGCUACACUGAACUGGUGGAAGAGUACUCAAAAGCUGAGCCUGCUGUUGUCAGCUUGGAGUACGGGGUGGCCAGGAUGACCUGCUAAUUAAAAUCCAGCACUGGGUUCCUCUUCUAGACUGGUUGAACUAAGAGAUGGAUUAUUUUGAGGAUGGAUCUGUGCUGCAUGACCAAAACACGAUUUGUAUAUCAGCAAGUUUUGUUAGAGUAGACUAGAACAGCAUGCUGAUUGUCACGUGUUAGCUGUUCUCUUAAGGAAAGUGUAGCUGUGUUUUAAAA